Oldenlandia corymbosa var. corymbosa is the source of this 2247-nucleotide messenger RNA. NCBI's taxonomy places the organism in Eukaryota, Viridiplantae, Streptophyta, Magnoliopsida, Gentianales, Rubiaceae. The record is from the annotation of a GenBank genome assembly.
AUGGAACGGUCUGGUGGCGUUGAAGCCGACGAAACUAACCUCAUGGAUAUCGACGAGGUGUUACCACCAGUUCCGAUUCCCAAAGAACCGCCGAAAAUCAAACGCCUCGAUGAGUCAGUGGUGAACAGAAUCGCCGCCGGAGAAGUCAUCCAGCGGCCGGUUUCCGCCGUGAAAGAGCUGGUCGAAAACAGCCUUGACGCCGGCUCCACUUCCAUCUCUGUUACCGUCAAGGACGGUGGACUGAAACUUAUUCAAGUCUCAGAUGACGGCCACGGCAUUCGGCAUGAAGAUUUACCAAUAUUAUGUGAGAGACAUACAACUUCAAAGUUGAGCCAGUUUGAAGACUUACAAUCUAUACAGUCAAUGGGGUUUAGAGGCGAGGCUUUGGCCAGCAUGACCUAUGUGGGUCAUGUGACUGUAACCACUAUUACCAAGGGUCAGUUGCACGGCUACAGGGCCACAUACAGAGAUGGGGUUAUGGAACAUGAACCCAGAGCAUGUGCAGCUGUAAAAGGGACUCAGAUAAUGGUUGAGAACUUGUUUUAUAACAUGAUUGCUCGAAGAAAAACGCUUCAAAAUUCAGCAGAUGACUAUCCAAAAAUUGUGGAUUUGCUAAGUCGUUUUGCUAUUCAUCACAUAAAUGUGAGCUUUUCUUGCAGAAAGCAUGGAGCAGCGAGAGCAGAUGUUCACUCUGUAGCAACAUCAUCCAGGCUUGAUGCAAUCAGAUGUGUUUAUGGGGUGUCUGUUGCUAGAAAUCUGAUGACAAUAGAAGCUUCUGACAAUGACCCUUCUAGCUCAGUUUUCAAAAUGGAAGGUUUCAUCUCCAAUUCCAAUUAUGCUGCCAAGAAAAUAACGAUGGUGCUUUUUAUCAAUGAUAGACUGGUCGAAUGUGGGGCACUUAAGAGGGCAAUUGAAAUUGUUUAUGCUGCUACAUUACCUAAAGCAUCAAAACCUUUCAUAUACAUGUCAAUCUUACUACCAUGUGAACAUGUUGAUGUUAACGUACACCCAACUAAGAGAGAGGUCAGUCUGUUGAACCAAGAAAUCAUUAUUGAGAAGAUACAAUCUUCAGUCGAAUCAAGAUUAAGGAACUGUAACGAGUCAAGAAUAUUUCAAGAACAGACACUGGACCCAUCUCAAUCUAGUCCUGUAACUAAACAGAAAAGAUCUCCUCAGAUUUCCACUCCUCUUGGUUCACAGGCCCAAAGAUCAGAAAAGGUGCCAGUCCAUAAAAUGGUAAGAACAGAUUCAUUGAAUCCUGCUGGAAGGCUCCAUGCGUACUUACAAUCAACACAUUCUAGUCCAUUAGAGAAAGUUUGCUUAACCUCUGUAAGGCCUUCCAUCAGACAAAGGAGAAAUCCUAAGGAAACAGCUGAUCUUACAAGCAUCCAGGAGCUGGUCAAUGAAAUCGACUCUAAUUAUCAUGCUGGUCUGCUGGACACUAUUAGGCACUGCACGUAUAUUGGGAUGGCAGAUGAUGUUUUUGCAUUGCUUCAACACAAUACUCAACUUUAUCUUGCAAAUGUCGUAAACUUGAGUAAGGAACUAAUGUACCAACAAGUCUUGCGACGAUUUGCCCAUUUUAAUGCAAUACAGUUGAGUGAGCCAGCUCCACUUUCUGACUUGAUAUUGUUAGCACUGAAAGAGGAGGACCUAGAAAGAGAAGGGGACGAAAAUGAUGAACUGAAAGAAAAGAUAGCUGAAAUGAACACGGAGUUGCUAAAGCAGAAGGCUGAAAUGCUGGAUGAGUAUUUCAGCAUUCAUAUUGAUGCAGAUGGCAACUUGUCAAGGCUCCCUGUCAUAUUAGACCAGUACACACCUGACAUGGAUCGUGUCCCUGAAUUUUUGCUGUGUGUGGGAAAUGAUGUGGACUGGGAUGAUGAGAAAACUUGUUUCGAAACAGUUGCUGCUGCUCUUGGAAACUUCUAUGCUAUGCAUCCUCCUAUGUUGCCUAAUCCAUUCGGUGAAGGGAUGCAGUUCUACAAGAAAAGAGUUGCUUCCAAGUCUCCCAAACUUGGGGAGUCCUCUAAAAGUGCUGCUGAAGAUGAAGGCAUGGAAUGUGAAACCGACGAUGAGCUACUUUCAGAUGCUCAGAACGCGUGGGCGCAACGUGAAUGGGCAAUACAACACGUGCUGUUUCCAUCGAUGAGAUUAUUUUUCAAGCCUCCAACAUCAAUGGCUACAAAUGGGACUUUUGUACAGGUUGCCUCGCUUGAGAAACUCUACAAGAUCUUUGAGAGAUGUUAA